Messenger RNA from Aspergillus luchuensis, 2166 nucleotides. Its product is annotated as HET domain-containing protein. The transcript has 2 exons. The record is from RefSeq and is a predicted model, not a curated record. NCBI's taxonomy places the organism in Eukaryota, Fungi, Ascomycota, Eurotiomycetes, Eurotiales, Aspergillaceae. Bases 1 to 2166 code for a protein of 721 amino acids.
AUGAAGAUAUCUAGUUCACUCUGCCAGAGGUGCGCAGUCCUCCAGUUCAAUGACGACGAACACGGCCGCGUGGCACAAGGCCCAUGGGGCAAGCCCGUGGUUAUCUUUGAUAAAUGUGAUCGGGAUCCUUCAAAGGAAUGCAUUCUCCUGGAUUAUUAUCUUUUUGACAAUUUGCCCAAUCUUCCUGUCAUGUCGGCCUCUACUGCAUCGGGAUGUGGCAUGUGCCUUGCCAUGCGUGAGAAGAUAGUCCAAUUCGAACGCAGAGCAGAUCCCAAGCACAAGAGCGUGUUGAUCUACAAGUUUUCCAUUUGUUACAAGUCUUAUCCCCAAAGACCGUCCCAUGAGGGCUUUUCUACAAUGUCACAUCUUGCCGUUCAUUUCAAAUUCAAAGGGGAUCGGGAUGACGACAAAUCCGUAUAUACAGUCAGCUUUGAUUUGCAGGCUGACAUAGGUGACCCAUGCAGAAGCUGGCUUCGCAUUCAGAGAGCACCUGUAUUUCAUCCUCUCUCUGAUAAAGGCCGGGCCCAGUUACGCAAGCUGGCAAAGAAGUCAUACAGAUUAUCCAGAGACCCACAUCUUCCUACUCGCGUGAUAGAUGUUGGCUGUUGGCUGACUCGUUCAAAGAUGCGCCUAGUGGUCAACCAAGGGUCCCACAAAUGGGCAAACCGAGGCAAAUACCUUGCUCUCAGCUAUUGCUGGGGCAGUGAGAAAUAUGCAGCAAUGCGGCUCAAGACAACUAAAGCGUCAUUACGUGAACAUAUGAAAGAAAUUAAAAUGGAAUCGUUGCCUAAAACAGUCUCUGACGCGGUCCUCGUUUGCCGGGCAUUACGCGUGCGCUAUCUCUGGGUGGAUGCAUUAUGCAUUGUACAGGACAGUCAGGAUGACUGGGAGAUAGAAUCAGCUAAGAUGGCAGAAAUAUACGAGAACUCGUAUUUUACCCUGUGUGCCUUGCAGGGCAAUUCAUGCCAAAGCGGAUUUCUCACUCAGCCACGGCGACACCUUAUCAAAGUCCCUUUUCAGUCAACUUUAAACCCAUCGAUAUCCGGGUUUUACUACAUACACCACGUCACUGGGUACUACGAUGAAGAGUAUGACAAGUCUCCGCCUGAAGGCCCUUCUCAAUACCCACCUCCGUCAAAAUUUCUCGGUCUUGGAUAUCUUAAAGAAUCCGCCUUCGACUGCGAUCUGAAAGAAAGUCAAUGGAACACUCGUGGCUGGACGCUUCAAGAAGCGUUGUGUAGCCCUCGUCUACUCCUUUUCGGCACACGAAUGGUGCAUAUGCUUGACGUGCAAUUUCGGCGCUCACAGGAUAUGUCAUUCGAUGAUAUGUGUCAGCCCUGGGGCCAAAAUUUCCACAUAGAUAGAGAACACCGCGAAAGUUCCUUAUCUCCGGAUGGAUGGCGCUGUAUGAUUGAAGAAUAUUCCACUCGCCAAUUCUCUUAUUCGCGUGAUACAAUACCAGCAAUAUCCGCAUUGGCUAGGAAAUUUUCAUCACAGACGGAGGGCAAAUAUUUGGCCGGCAUUUGGAGUGACGAGCUUGAGACUGACCUUCUCUGGGUCCCGAAAGGAUUGACAACAUUAGCGUCCUUCCUGACACCUCCAAAGGAGUAUUUGGCCCCCACGUGGAGCUGGGCAUCCCAGUCCAAUCCGGUCAGUUGGCCUGAACUUUGCACCCUCAAACCUGAAUAUCAAAUCGCAUCUAUGGGGACAACGACGGGCCGGGAUCGAUAUGGGAAAGUGCACAGUGGCUUCAUCUCACUGCGGACCAAACUUGUUCGGUUACCUUCAUCUACAAAGAUGCAUCGCCGCCGAAAAGCGAGCCUUGGCGUUGACUUUCCUUAUGAACUUACAUCAGACGAUGGAGAGUACCUUGCCCAUCUUCGCUUCGACUGGACAGAUCAUGCAACUAAUGACGAUAUUCUCCUUGAAGCAGGACAGGAAAUUGCCCAGUUGUCCCUGGUUCUAAUCUCUAGCUAUUUUUGCGCACACUACGAACCGAGAUAUUAUCAUCUUGUUGGUUCAUGGCGCAUGUUGGGCUUACUUGUGCUACCGACAGAGACAUCUGGCAACUAUCGAAGAGCAGGAAUUUUCCUCUGGAGAACUUGCGCGUCGGGAGGCUUAGAGCUCUGGGAUGAUAUUGAAACGACUACUAUUACGUUGGUAUAG